AUGUUUCUUGCCUGUACGGUUUUUUUGUUUCUUUCCUCCGGAGUGGAGAGCAAUAAAGAUCAGGUACCAUUAGACGAUGAGGGCUACAUCGAAAAACCUUGUAGGAUUUACGACGUAAAUUGUAUAAGGCAAUUUUUUGCGGAACACUCCCGUUGUAAUAUAACUUACGGGCCUGUCCCAGACCCGUUGUACGAUCCCACAUACACUCUCUAUUUGCCAAGAAUUAAUGUAACCCUAACUUCAUUAAAAGUGGAAUACAGAGGGCUUAAUGGAAAAAUCGUAGAGUUUUACAUAAACCCCAAGACUGAUAAAUUGGUGCUUUCAGUCAAUUUUGAGGGUCUCAGUUUUGGCUCAAACGACAAUUACUUCCAAUUUGCAAGAGUCGGAAGAGAACCUCUCGUUACGAAUACAUUCCUUAACGUAUCUUACACAAUCGUGAGUUCAACAAUCACCAUACCUAAUUUGAAAGAUUUGCAACUUCAAAACAGUGAAGUUUUUUCCUUCUCGGACACACCGGAUGUACCUAUUUUCGAUGUUGGACCCAAAGCUUUCGGUGAUGACUACAAUCCCGUGUUGGAAUAUCCUUUAAGUUAA
This is a messenger RNA of Danaus plexippus (monarch butterfly), 594 nucleotides long. RefSeq names its product fibrohexamerin-like. Bases 1 to 594 code for a protein of 197 amino acids. Gene Ontology annotation, molecular function: structural molecule activity. The transcript has 5 exons. NCBI's taxonomy places the organism in Eukaryota, Metazoa, Arthropoda, Insecta, Lepidoptera, Nymphalidae. The record is from RefSeq and is a predicted model, not a curated record. Gene Ontology annotation, cellular component: extracellular region.